AUGGCACAUUCCACACCUGCCAAACAAAAAGUUGUCAUCGUGGGCGCAGGCCCGGUGGGGUCCCUUGCAGCUCUCUAUGCAGCAGCCCGAGGCGACGAUGUUGAAGUAUAUGAGCUACGCGGAGAUCUGCGUGAUCCGGCGACUAUUCCGCUAAACUUCACAAAGUCUAUCAAUCUGGCGCUGUCGGAGCGAGGCAUCAACGCCAUGCGGGAGUCGCACCGUGAUGAACUCAUCAAUCGGGUUCUCGCGGACUCGAUUCCCAUGCAUGGACGCAUGAUCCACGGCCGGACAGAUGGCAAGCUCUGGGAAGCUGCUCAAGCAUACGACGUUCACGGCCGAGCAAUCAACGCAGUCGACCGCGGCACCCUGAACAACGCCUUUCUGGAUGAGUUGGAGCAGACCCCCAACGUGCGACUCUUCUUCAACCACAAGCUCGUCGGGGCCGACUUUCGCGCCAACCGGGCCUGGUUCGAACGGCGCGACCCCGGGAGCAAUCCCUACGACAAAGCUACAGAAGUCGAAGCGACCUUCGACCUCCUCAUCGGCGCCGACGGGGCCCACUCGGCAGCGCGCUACCACAUGAUGAAGUUCGCCCGCGUCGACUACCAGCAAGAGUACAUCGACACGCUGUGGUGCGAGUUCCGCAUCCCGCCGUCCCCGACGACCAACGACUUCCUCAUCUCCCCGAACCACCUGCACAUCUGGCCCGGCAAGGAAUUCAUGUUCAUCGCCAUCCCGUCGGCCGACCGGUCCUUCACCUGCACGCUCUUCGCGCCCGCCGACUACUACGACACCCUCUCGGCCAGCUCCCCCGACCGACUGAUCGAGUUCUUUGACACCAACUUCCCCGGGGUGUGCCCGGACCUCAUCACCCCGGAGGCCCUGCACGAACAGUUCACGGCCAACCAGCACCUGCCCCUCAUCAGCCUGAAAUGCAAACCCCACCACUACGACGCCAGCGUCGUCGUCGUCGGCGACGCUGCGCACGCCGUCCUCCCGUUCUACGGCCAGGGCCUCAACGCCGGGCUGGAGGACAUCCGGACGCUGUUCGACAUCCUGGAUCGGCACGGGGUCUACAGCAACAGCUUCAGCCCGGGAAUGCAGGACGACCCCAAGCACCGCCGCGAGGCCCGCCGGCGCGCGCUGCAGGCCUACACGGACCAGCGCGCGGCCGACACGCACGCCAUCAACGACCUCUCGAAGCAGAACUUCCUCGAGAUGCGCUGGGGCGUCAAGUCCCCGCUGUACCGGCUGCGCAAGGCCGUCGAGGAGUCCAUGGACCGCUACCUGCCCGGUCUGGGCUGGCAGACGCAGUACACCCGCGUCAGCUUCAGCAACCAGCGGUACUCGGAGGUGGUGCAGGCCGUGCGCAGACAGGGUCGCUUGCUGGGCUUGGGGCUCGGCGCCGCGGCCCUGGUGGCCGGUCUGUCGGCGGUGGCGGUGGGUCUGCAGUUCUGGAGGCGACGGCCGGCUCCCCGCUCGCUGUGGGCGGUUCUUCGCAAUGUCUUUCGCGAGGCAAGAGGGUGGCUUUGAUUUUUCGGUUAUAGACGCUUCCUUCCCACUCCCCUCAUUCCCCCGGCCUUUGUUCCUUCCCGAAUCUCCACGACUCCUGCUGCGGAAUGCUGAUGACCGUGUGAUCUAUCUGUAACAUUAUUCUCCUUUUCUUCCCCAUUUAGAUGCUGAUCUAGAGGUCUAAUUAUGAGCAAUUCCCUAUUCAUGCUUUCACCAGCCCCCCGAUGAAGCCAGUUUUCUGCACAGUACCAUCACGUACCUUUCGAAGCACUUUUGCCUUGCACUUCAGCCAUACCAUAGAAUCAGAUACGUAUUAUUUGGACACUCUGAGGUACUUGGAAGUCCGGUGAAGACGACUAGCCUCGUUCGCGGCCCCAGCCGCCUGCCUCUUGGCUAUCUCGCUUGCUCACUGACUGUAUGUCCUUCUGUCACAAAUGUACAGUACACCUAGAUUGCUUUG
Molecule: messenger RNA, 1972 nt
Organism: Aspergillus aculeatinus CBS 121060
Lineage: Eukaryota; Fungi; Ascomycota; Eurotiomycetes; Eurotiales; Aspergillaceae
Gene: bna4
Product: kynurenine 3-monooxygenase
Exons: 3
Coding region: 1-1533 (510 amino acids)
Biological process (GO): NAD+ metabolic process; L-tryptophan catabolic process; quinolinate biosynthetic process
Cellular component (GO): mitochondrial outer membrane
Molecular function (GO): FAD binding; NAD(P)H oxidase H2O2-forming activity; kynurenine 3-monooxygenase activity
Source: RefSeq, a predicted model, not a curated record